AUGGCUCCUCAAAACGUUGGUAUCAAGGCCAUCGAGGUCUACAUCCCCACCAACUACGUGAACCAGUCUGACUUGGAGACAUUCGAUGGGAUUCCCGCCGGCAAGUACACGAUUGGAUUGGGCCAAACGAACAUGGCGUUUGUUUCGGACAGAGAAGAUAUCUACUCGCUCUCGUUGACCGUGACCAGCAGGUUGUUGAAGAACUACAACAUUGACCCCAGCUCGAUCGGCAGAUUGGAGGUUGGCACGGAGACCUUGUUGGACAAGUCCAAGUCCGUCAAGUCCGUUUUGAUGCAGCUCUUCCAGGACAACGACGACAUCGAGGGUGUGGACACCGUCAACGCCUGCUACGGCGGUACCUCUGCUGUGAUCAACGCGGUCAACUGGGUGGAGUCCUCCUCGUGGGACGGCAGAGACGCCAUUGUCGUCGCCGGCGACAUUGCCAUUUACUCGCAAGGUGCUGCCAGGCCCACGGGUGGAGUCGGUGCGGUUGCCUUGCUCAUUGGGCCAGACGCCCCCGUCGUGUUUGACUCGGCCAGAGGCUCGCACAUGGAGCACGCCUACGACUUCUACAAGCCCGACUUCACCUCGGAAUACCCCGUUGUCGAUGGCCACUUCUCUUUGACCUGCUACACAAAGUCGGUGGAUCGCGCGUACAAGAACUAUUCCAAGAAAGUCACCAAGGACACCAACAAGACCGUGGGCUUCUUGGACUACUUCGACUACUCGGCCUUCCACGUCCCUACGUGUAAGUUGGUGACCAAGUCCUUUGCCAGAUUGUUGUACAACGACUUCUUGUCCAACCCAGAGGCCUUCAGAGGCAAGUUGGACCAGGACACAUUCGACCAAGUGAGUGCCGUCUCCUACGAGCAGUCCUUGACCGACAGAAACAUCGAAAAGGUGUUCCUCGGCCUUGCUAAGGAGGAGUCAAACAAGAGGCUCGCGUCCGCUUUGAAGGUCCCCACCAACACCGGAAACAUGUACACCGCGUCUUGUUGGGCCUCCUUGGCCUCUGUUUUGUACUUCGCUGGUAACGAGGAGUUACAGAACAAGAGAAUCUCCAUCUUCUCCUACGGCUCAGGUCUUGCCUCCACUUUGUUGUCAGUCAGGGUCGUCGGUGACAUUUCGGCCAUAACGAAGGUGUUGAACUUGGACUACAAGUUGGGCGAGGGUAGACAGAAGAAGACUCCAGAGGAGUAUGUUGAGCACAUUGCCUUGAGAGAAAAGGCCCAUUUGCAGAAGAACUUCAAGCCUCAGGGUUCCGUGGAGGACAUCGCACCAGGUGCUUACUACUUGGUCAACAUCGAUGACAAAUUCCAGAGAACCUACGAAAUCAAAAACUAA
This is a messenger RNA of Metschnikowia bicuspidata var. bicuspidata NRRL YB-4993, 1344 nucleotides long. It is a transcript of the gene ERG13, whose product is annotated as hydroxymethylglutaryl-CoA synthase. The record is from RefSeq and is a predicted model, not a curated record. Gene Ontology annotation, molecular function: hydroxymethylglutaryl-CoA synthase activity. NCBI's taxonomy places the organism in Eukaryota, Fungi, Ascomycota, Pichiomycetes, Serinales, Metschnikowiaceae. Bases 1 to 1344 code for a protein of 447 amino acids. Gene Ontology annotation, biological process: acetyl-CoA metabolic process; ergosterol biosynthetic process. The transcript has a single exon.